Molecule: messenger RNA, 3092 nt
Organism: Mandrillus leucophaeus (drill)
Lineage: Eukaryota; Metazoa; Chordata; Mammalia; Primates; Cercopithecidae
Gene: CHN2
Product: chimerin 2
Exons: 13
Coding region: 65-1477 (470 amino acids)
Biological process (GO): regulation of small GTPase mediated signal transduction; positive regulation of GTPase activity; signal transduction
Molecular function (GO): GTPase activator activity
Source: RefSeq, a predicted model, not a curated record
AAAGGUACGUCGUGUCCCCACCUCCUGGUCCCAGAAACCUGUCCGCACCAAGUCAGCGCUUCCCAUGCUGGGUGGAAACUUAAAAAUCAAUAAAGAUCGUCGGCUGCGGUGCAAUUCAGAUGCUGAAGAAUACCAGCCUCCAAUAUGGAAAUCAUACCUAUAUCAGUUACAGCAAGAGGCACCUCGUCCCAAGAGAAUCAUUUGUCCUCGGGAGGUGGAAAACAGGCCAAAAUAUUAUGGAAGAGAGUUUCAUGGGAUCAUCUCUCGGGAGCAGGCGGAUGAGCUUCUCGGAGGCGUGGAGGGUGCCUACAUCCUUAGAGAAAGCCAGCGGCAACCAGGAUGCUACACGCUGGCUCUCAGGUUUGGAAACCAGACCUUAAACUACAGGCUCUUCCACGACGGGAAACACUUUGUGGGCGAGAAGAGGUUUGAGUCGAUUCACGAUCUGGUGACAGAUGGCUUGAUAACACUGUACAUAGAAACAAAAGCUGCCGAGUACAUUUCAAAAAUGACAACUAACCCCAUCUACGAACACAUUGGAUAUGCCACCCUACUCAGAGAAAAAGUAUCCAGAAAGCUGAGCAAGUCUAAAAACGAACCAAGAAAAACAAACGUCACACACGAAGAACACACGGCGGUGGACAAGAUCUCCUCCCUGGUUCGAAGGGCAGCCCUCACACACAACGACAACCACUUCAACUAUGAGAAGACACACAACUUUAAGGUCCACACGUUCCGAGGCCCACAUUGGUGUGAAUAUUGUGCCAAUUUCAUGUGGGGGCUCAUCGCCCAAGGGGUCCGGUGCUCAGACUGUGGAUUGAACGUACACAAACAGUGUUCCAAGCACGUUCCCAAUGACUGCCAACCUGAUCUCAAGAGGAUCAAGAAAGUAUACUGUUGUGACCUCACAACACUUGUGAAGGCUCACAACACUCAGAGACCCAUGGUGGUGGACAUUUGCAUUCGGGAAAUUGAAGCAAGAGGAUUAAAAUCGGAAGGCCUUUACAGAGUCUCUGGGUUCACUGAACACAUUGAAGACGUCAAAAUGGCAUUUGACAGAGAUGGUGAAAAGGCCGAUAUAUCUGCCAAUGUCUAUCCAGACAUAAACAUCAUCACUGGAGCCCUUAAACUGUAUUUCAGAGACUUACCCAUCCCUGUCAUCACAUAUGAUACCUACUCCAAAUUUAUAGAUGCAGCAAAAAUCUCCAAUGCAGAUGAGAGGCUGGAAGCCGUCCAUGAAGUGCUGAUGCUGCUGCCUCCUGCCCACUAUGAAACCCUCCGGUACCUAAUGAUCCACCUCAAAAAGGUUACUAUGAAUGAAAAAGACAAUUUCAUGAAUGCAGAAAAUCUGGGGAUCGUGUUUGGGCCCACUCUGAUGAGGCCCCCUGAGGACAGCACCCUUACCACCCUGCAUGAUAUGCGGUACCAAAAGCUGAUUGUGCAGAUUUUAAUAGAAAACGAAGACGUUUUAUUCUAAUCCAUCAGGGAAAUGAGUUGAAUGGCCUAAGCCCCAUCCAAGUUGACAAAGCUAAAGGAAUAAAAACUUUUCUUACCACUUGAUUUGUUUUCCAAACAAGUGCUAGAAUUUGCUGGACUGCAGAGGAUCGCUGAGUGGGGUACUGUGUCUCAUAGACAUGCGCCACCUCCACAUGAGAACAAGGGUGAAGGUGACGGAAGCCCCCUCACCUUGGGUCUUUUGCUGUGCCUCCUAUGUAUGUCUGGUUUGCUGGAAGAGUGAUUAAUACAUCUUUAAUUUAUUAAAAACAAUGUAGACCUUUAAAUUUCAGUCUUAUUGGUAAUAAAAGGGAACUUAACUCAUAAAGGUACUUGAUACAGUUAUACAUUUUCCACUUACAAAAAGAAGACAAUUCUGUUCAAUGUUAAAUGAAACCUAUAUCAUAAAACAUAUUUUUAUUUUAGCCACAAGAAUGUUAUUUUUAGCAAAUAGAACUCAAUGCAGUGCAUUGGUUAUUACCCUGUGUACCUUGUCCCUCAUUUUGCUGUGACACCCUGAAAAAGCUGACCACAAAUGCAGUAUUAUCUCGACAUACCUCUGUCCUCCUCAGUGCUUUUCAAUGAAAUUUCACCUGCCCUUUGUGUUCCUGCUUUUGACAGUUUUUGCUCUUAAGCACUGGCAUUCUUCUAUUGUAUGGUAUAUAUUUAUAGCAAUUGUAGGAUGCUCUGAAAUGUCCACCAAUUUUCUUUUCAUACAAAUUUUGUGAAUUCCCAAAGUAUGCUUUGGAAUUGGUCAUAGUCUUUUCGUAUCAUGAAUGUGUAUCCCAGAAGAUACAGAAUGCGGUCAUUUUACCUGAAAUUAUUUGAGAACACUGGAUGUAUCUGGUCUGUGUAAAAAGUUAGCACUUUCCCUCUUUUCUUCCUGGCCAAGCCCUCUGAAUUCAUCUGUUAAUAUCAAAUUGUAUUUUUGCCACAUUUCUGUAUUGGUGAAAAGCGAAUCUGCAGAAUUGUCAAUGUUUUUCAUUUUUGUUCUAGAAACCUAUUUUUUAAAGUGAGAAUAAGGUUGGUUUUUACCAAAUAUUUGUUCCUCCUUGACAAAAGUAGCUCUGUGUGGAUAAUUCAAUAUGAUUUUAUUACUAUAGUUCCAUUCUCUUGGUUAUAUUUAUCUUAGCAUGAGCCUUUCACACCAAGAUUUCUAUAUUUUGUAACAUAGGUGAAAUAUUUAAAACAUCAAAAACUGUAAAUCUAGAUUUUUAAAAAAUCCAACCACAAUGUCUUUUCCUUUGAUUGAGAUGAUUUGUGUAAACUCACCAAUCUUGCUUUGGAGUGAGCAGAAGAGAAUGACUGUGUUACGUGGAGCAUCACCGUGUGACUGUUGACCUGAACAGUCCCAAGGGCUAUGCAGAUGGACUCCAUUGGCACACAGAGGUCAGAAUGGUUUGACCUCUUCCCUGCUAUUAUCCCUCCUCCCAACUGUACAGCUUUGUCUGUUGUAGUUUAUGUACUUCUUGAUACUGUCAAAAAAUUAUCUGGAAAUGGUUUUAUUUUGUGAAGUGAACAAUACUUUGUAAUUUAUGAUAGUGUAAAUGGAAGGCAAAGCAUCACAUGUAUUAAAUUCUUCUGUCUAUUAUUCUGGA